Molecule: messenger RNA, 1782 nt
Organism: Cadophora gregata
Lineage: Eukaryota; Fungi; Ascomycota; Leotiomycetes; Helotiales; Ploettnerulaceae
Exons: 4
Coding region: 1-1782 (593 amino acids)
Cellular component (GO): endoplasmic reticulum membrane
Molecular function (GO): sphingosine-1-phosphate phosphatase activity
Source: RefSeq, a predicted model, not a curated record
AUGUCCUCGACUCCAAAAGGCUCGGGCGGCCUAGAGCUCGAGGCGUUUCCAGAUGCCCCGCCAUCGAUAGCAGUCACCGCGCCAGAAGAUGUCAUUGAUGCGGGUUUGAGAAGUCUAGAUCAUUACAAGCGCAGACUUCCACCAUGGCGAUACAAUUUGCGACAGAAAAUCCUCCCCCUGAUACGAUGGGAGACCCCAUACUUGGCGUGGAUGCAGGAUAAGAUGCGCUCACCAGCUCUCGAUACGUAUUUUGCAAUCACAGCCAAUCUGGGAACCCAUACUUUCUUUAUGAUCUUCCUCCCGAUUUUGUUCUGGUGUGGGCAUACUUCGGUGGGAAGAGGAAUGGUCCAUAUACUUGCUACUGGAGUCUUCUCUACCGGAUUUCUGAAGGACAUGCUGUCUCUACCUCGCCCGUUAUCCCCACCUCUCCACAGAAUCACAAUGUCAGGUUCGGCGGCUUUGGAGUAUGGUUUCCCGUCAACGCACUCUGCGAAUGCCGUUUCUGUAGCGGUAUACUGCCUGUUUACAACACACUCACCGGACAGCCAGCUGCAGCCUUCAACAAAGUUGAUCGUAGAAAUACUCAGCUACACCUAUGCGUUCUCCAUUAUCCUCGGCCGACUCUAUUGCGGAAUGCAUGGCUUCUUAGAUGUUAUCGUGGGAAGCAUUAUGGGAGUUGGGAUCUCAGCCAUUGAGUGCAUCUACGGUGCCGAGAUCGACCGAUAUUUGCACAGCAGCUCUUGGAUCGCGCCUAUGGCUGUAGCGCUUGCCAUCAUCUGCCUAGUUCGAAUUCAUCCGGAACCCGCCGAUGACUGCCCAUGCUUCGACGAUAGUGUUUCCUUCGCUGGUACUAUGAUUGGAAUUGAGCUGGGUGGAUGGCACUAUGCGACUGGAAACUGGGCAUGGGAUGUUCCCGUACCCGCAACUGUUCCUUUCAGUCUUGAGCAUAUGGGAUGGAUCACGGUCAUUGUUCGAAUGCUGAUCGGUAUUUUGGUCAUCUUUGCAUGGAGAGAGGUUAUGAAACCUACACUUCUCAAGUGUCUUCCUCAUCUGUUCCGGACUAUUGAGAAAUACGGCUUCAUCCUACCUCGAAAGUUCUUCAUGCCUGCAUCAGAAUACCAGAAAAUCCCUGCACGACUAAAGGUUGACAAUGUCAUGCCAUCCGUUUCCGACCUACCGAGCCUCCUUACUUCGAUUCGUCACCCAGGUAGAGGUCGUGCAGUGUCUGUCGGCCCUCAAUCUGCUGCUGAUGCAUACGAGACUUUGGCCUACCGAGAGAAGAGGCGAAGAGACAGCUUGACGAACUCGAGCGAUAUCACAUCAGCAGUGCAAGCGGCACAUUCUUCGGAGAAAGGACAGCAAUCCAAGGACCAUUUCAUCGUAGGCGGUGAUGUUGAUAAAGAUGGAGCCGUGUCCCAAGUUUCUGGAAUCUCGGGAUCCUUGGGGAUCAACAAUGGCAAUUUACCUACUCCAGCUCAAUCUAGGAUUGGAUCUUAUGAGCAGAUGAUGGGCCAAGGGCAUGUUACUUAUGCUCCUGCCACACCACCUGUGGCGAACGAAGAGCAGGAUGAUGAUGAUGCCGAGAUUUCUGUCGGACAACAGAAUGAACUGGAGGAGAAGGAGAUGUUUUCACGACUGGAGAAGCCUCGUGUGAGGUACGAUGUUGAGGUUGUUACGAAACUGGUUAUUUACGCUGGAAUCGGAUGGCUAGCAGUUGAAACCAACCCAAUAAUUUUCGAGAUCCUGGGACUGGGUAUGGGUCAUCUUCGUCCAUUCCACUAG